This is a messenger RNA of Diorhabda carinulata, 932 nucleotides long. RefSeq names its product lens fiber major intrinsic protein-like. The coding region runs from base 111 to 848 and encodes 245 amino acids. Gene Ontology annotation, molecular function: water channel activity. NCBI's taxonomy places the organism in Eukaryota, Metazoa, Arthropoda, Insecta, Coleoptera, Chrysomelidae. Gene Ontology annotation, biological process: transmembrane transport. The record is from RefSeq and is a predicted model, not a curated record. Gene Ontology annotation, cellular component: plasma membrane. The transcript is spliced from 7 exons.
AGAUAGAUAAUAUUUGCAGUUGAAAUAAGCAGUAGCUACUAUCAUCCGUAAAACCGAUAAGAUUAUAUCACUCGCUUUUCUGAAAAGAUUUUUUUUUAUUUUAAAUUAAUAUGAUUUCGGAAGUUAGCGAUGGAAAACCGACAAGAACGUUUUUUAUGAAUACAUUUUUGUUAUGCUGUAUGUCAGAAUUUUUUGGAACAGCAGUUUUACUAUUUCUGUCUUGUACAGGAGCCACUUUAGACGUUCAAGGAAAUAUAUCCAUUUUACAUGUCAGUUUUGCAACUGGACUGGCGGUUACAGCGGUUAUUCAGAUGCUGGGCCAUAUUUCUGGCGCUUACAUAAAUCCAGCGGUGACACUAUCAGCAUUUAUUUUGGAACAAAUCAAUUUGACACAAACAAUAGCAUAUAUGAUUAGCCAAAUUUUAGGAUGCCUUGUUGGCACAGGAUUUCAUAAAUUGCUGACCCCAACAGCAGCUUUGUCGGUUGGCAAUGGAGAACGUGGUGUUUGUGUAAAUGCACCAGGAAAUGGGAUUAGUGAGUUGGAAGCUUUUGGAGUUGAAGUUAUCCUCACAAUAAUUUUAGUAGUAGCAAAUUGUUCCAGUUGGGAUAAAAGAAAUUCAAAUAAGACUGAUUCUAUACCUUUGAAAAUUGGUCUAGUGGUUGUAUCGUUAAAUCUCUCUGCUGCGGCUUAUACCGGAGCCAGUAUGAAUCCCGCUAGGAGUUUUGGUCCGGCAGUUGUGUACACUGAUUUUACAUCCCAUUGGAUAUACUGGGCUGCACCUAUUGUGGGAUCAUUAAUUGCCAGUUUAACUUAUAAAUUCAUAUUUUUACAAAAAAACGUUUGGUAAACACCUUCUUUGGUGUAGUCUACACAUUUGUCAUUUAUUGAUUACAUUCUAUUUCCAUUAUAUAAAAUAUAUCUAUUUAAGGAA